Molecule: messenger RNA, 1605 nt
Organism: Durusdinium trenchii
Lineage: Eukaryota; Dinophyceae; Suessiales; Symbiodiniaceae
Source: the annotation of a GenBank genome assembly
GCGCGGUCUUGGAGUCACCAUUCAACGAAGACACUCCUAGUACUGCGAUGAUAUCCGGAAGGGACGCCUUCUGGACGUACCUGCUCUUUUGUGAUGUUUACAAGCUGUUACUACUCCACUCUUCCUUUAGUGCGCCUGUGUUGAAACAUUCCUGGUUUACGGACUUAUCGCCAUACAGUUCUGCAAGUCAAGGUCUAGCCGCUGCAAGGUAAAGGGCUAGUGCAUUGGUGAAGCAGUUUCUGAAAUAACGCUCGACCAGCUGAGCUCUCUAUCUAAAUGUGUGUGGGUUGUUUUGACGAGGUUGGGGUGGUUUGUAAGCCCGGCAUUUCUAUCGUAUAUAGAUCUUUUUGCUACGUGUCGAUGGUCCUUCUUUGCGAAGAGACUUGCUUGUUUGGUGGACUUCCCUUUUUGUGGGGAUACUCAGAUGACGGAUGUGCAAUGUAUGAGACAGAUUGCGCACACAAAUUAAUUUGUUUGUAUUGUGCUACAUGCAGUAAAACGGUAAAACUCAUAUGUCUUUCAUUGCUGCCUGUACACAGGAUGUCACUGCAUGUUUGCCAUGAAUGACCUGGCAAAGGUGUGCGAAUGUUUUGAUUUUGGUUCAAGCUACUGCUAUUGGAGCAGUGUUCUUCACUUUAUUUCCUUUCAUCAUGUCGUUCUCCUCAUUAUUUCAGUCAAGGAAAGCUCGCACUGAGUUUGAGAUCACGCUGUCGCGGUGCAGCUAUACUGGAGCUUUCCUCUCCGUGCACGAAGCGGUCUGGAACAUCAGAGCUGGAGGCCUGUCCUGGAAUUCUUAUGACUUCUGUGUCAACAUGAUGCUCAUUCUGUCGGAGAUCGCGCUCUUUCUCUUCAGCAUAGCGUGCCAAAUUGGUUUUACCUACUAUUUGAACCUUCAAAUGCAGCCUCCGCCUGAUGUUUGCACCUUGCACACAAGCCGGGGCCUUCAGUGGCUAGGGGCAGCUGCCUUCGUCGGGAAAGUGCUCCAGGAUGUAUUUGAGACAUGUGAGAUGCUUCUUUGGUUCCUUGUCGCCGACCGCAUCGAGAAGGAUCUUGCAGGUGACCAACCAGAGAGCAUCGAGUUAAGUGACAGGGUCGCCGGAAUCCUUUUCGUGGUGCUUCCCAAAUUCGCCAUUGCAGGUUGGCUCACGUGGGUCGGUGCACGGUUCGUACUGCUCUCCUCAGAUGACACUCAAAUCAUCGUGAAUUGCCUUGCAAUGACCUUUGUGAUGGACAUCGAUGAGAUUGUCCACAAGACCGCCUCAAGCCAGUAUGUGAAGCAGAGCACAGAGCACCUUAAAGCGUGGUCCAUGCCUCUCAAACCUGAAUAUGUGAGAUUGGAAACCGUCAUGGCGCCGGUCAUUAAAGCUGGGCUUUGGGCGUUUGCUUGCUCGGUACUCAUUGCCGAUCUUCCCCGUUGCAACCAGCCUCCAGGGCCUCCAGGGCCUCCAGGGCCACCCAACCGAUAGUGAGACUUAAGCAUUCUGCCACCAUGCCCUGCGCUGAAGAAAAACAGGAUUGCUUGACUUGCGUGAUACAUGAUAUUGAUACUAUAUAGAUACUUUGACUUUGUAUCACUUGUGCUCGUGCCACAAAAAGCGCAUCACC